Molecule: messenger RNA, 558 nt
Organism: Topomyia yanbarensis
Lineage: Eukaryota; Metazoa; Arthropoda; Insecta; Diptera; Culicidae
Exons: 1
Coding region: 1-558 (185 amino acids)
Source: RefSeq, a predicted model, not a curated record
AUGAGCGAGAGAUCCCUGGACCUAACGACGACGGCGUGUGCGGAGUGUGGAAAAACGUCCACACGGGAUGAAAAGAUGAUUGCCUGUGACAGCUGUGAUUGCAGGUUUCACAUACGUUGUGUGGGAUUAACAACGGUAACGAAAAGAGACAAGAAAUGGUUCUGUAAGGAGAUUACCUGUGAACGCGUCUUCCAGGAAUACCAGAAACAGAAAAAAGCGUCUCGUACAAAGAAAAUUGCGGAAGAAUAUGACAAAUUGAGCACCACAUCGACCGAUAAUCGUCAACCAUUGCCCGUACCCGCUGCCGUGGAAGAAAAGUUAGAAGCGAUGGAGAUAGAAAAUCAACGUUUGGAAGAAGAGAUGGAUGCGGAGAUGCUGUUGAAGGAAAAGGAAAUGGAGAUGAAAAAUGCGUUGAAAAUAAGAAGAAUGCGAAUGGAGCAAGCGUUGCGUGAAAGAGAAUUGGAAAAUGAUCAACUGUUGCGCGAACAAGAGAUUGAAAAAAGGAACUCGAACUUCAGCAAGAAUUGCGGGAAAAGGAAGAGCAUCUGGUCCGCAUGA